AGAGGGCGGCGGCCACGGCGACGCCGCUUCCGCCCGGCGCCAAGAUGGCGGCGCCCUUUGUCUGUUCCGUGUCACUCUGAGCGCCGCCGCCAGUCGCCCGUCGGACGGGAUUAUGUGACGCUCCCGGGAUGGCAGACAUGGACUUCCCUCAGCACAGCAAGCAAGUCCUGGAGCGGCUCAACCAGCAGCGGCAGCUGGGCCUGCUCUGCGACUGCACCUUCGUGGUGGACGGCAUCGACUUCAAGGCGCACAAGGCGGUGCUGGCGGCCUGCAGCGAGUACUUCAGGAUGCUCUUCGUCGACCAGAAGGACGUGGUGCACCUGGACAUCAGCAACGCAGCAGGUCUGGAACAGGUGCUGGAGUUCAUGUACACGGCCAAGCUGAGCCUGAGCCCGGAGAACGUGGAGGACGUGCUGGCCGUGGCUGGCUUCCUCCAGAUGCAGGAGAUUGUCAGCGCCUGCCACUCGCUGCGGCCGUUCUCGGGGCCGGCGGAAACCAGCGCGACUUGCCCGGAGGCCCCGGCAGCGGAGGGGCAGGAGAAAGCCGCCGGGGGGCAGAGAGACGCCCUCGGGGAGCCGGAGGAGACGGCGCAGGUUCCCUCCAGCAGCCUGCAGAAGGCCGAGGUCACGGAGGAAGAGGAGUCACCACCGGAGGAGGAGGUGGCGGCACCGGCUGAGGGCCAGGCCGCUAGCCAGGAGCCAGCCGCUGACGAGGCUGUGGAGGCCAGCCCAUCCAGCGUGGCCGAGACCCCACAGCCAGAAGCGCCCUCCUCGGCGGAAGCCAGCCCCACGUCGACAGGCUCCCCCUCUCGGAGCACUGAGGCAGAGAUCCCCAUGUCGAAGCUCCCUGCCGAGAUGGAGGUGGAGCUGGAAGGCAGGGAGGAGGCGGAGGACCAGGACCCCCCCUCCGAGGCCAGUGCCAAGAGCCCCGAGGCCAAGCGGCCGAAGCUGGCCAAUGGCGACGCUCCUGAGGAGACCGAGUCUGGGGGCACCGACUCCGGGCCGGAGAACGCCGGGGAGGCCCGGCUGCUGCGCUCGGGGACCUACAGCGACCGGACCGAGUCCAAGACCUACGGCUCCGUCACGCAUAAGUGCGAGGACUGCGGCAAGGAGUUCACGCACACGGGGAACUUCAAGCGGCACAUCCGGAUCCACACCGGGGAGAAGCCCUUCUCCUGCCGGGAGUGCAGCAAAGCCUUCUCCGACCCAGCGGCCUGCAAGGCCCACGAGAAGACGCACAGCCCCCUGAAGCCGUACAGCUGCGAGGAGUGCGGCAAGAGCUACCGCCUGAUCAGCCUGCUCAACCUGCACAAGAAACGGCACACGGGGGAGGCCAAGUACCGCUGCGAGGACUGCGGCAAGCUCUUCACCACCUCGGGCAACCUCAAGCGGCACCAGCUGGUGCACAGCGGGGAGAAGCCCUACCAGUGCGAGUUCUGCGGCCGCUCCUUCUCGGACCCCACGUCCAAGAUGCGCCACCUGGAGACCCACGACACCCACAAGGAGCACAAGUGCCCCCACUGCGAGAAGAAGUUCAACCAGGUUGGGAACCUGAAGGCCCAUUUGAAGAUCCACAUUGCCGACGGCCCCCUGAAGUGCCGGGAGUGCGGAAAGCAGUUCACCACCUCAGGCAACCUGAAGAGGCACCUCCGGAUCCACAGCGGCGAGAAGCCCUACAUCUGCGUGCAUUGCCAGCGUCAGUUUGCCGACCCCGGGGCCCUGCAGCGCCACGUCCGCAUCCACACAGGCGAGAAGCCCUGCCAAUGCCUGAUGUGUGGCAAGGCCUUCACCCAGGCCAGCUCCCUCAUCGCUCACGUGCGCCAGCACACCGGCGAGAAGCCCUACGUCUGCGAGCGCUGCGGCAAGAGGUUUGUCCAGUCCAGCCAGCUGGCCAACCACAUUCGCCACCACGAUAACAUCCGCCCUCACAAGUGCAGCGUGUGCAACAAGGCCUUUGUGAACGUGGGCGACCUCUCCAAGCACAUCAUCAUUCACACGGGCGAGAAGCCCUUCCUGUGCGACAAGUGCGGCCGGGGCUUCAACCGCGUGGACAACCUGCGUUCCCACGUCAAGACGGUCCACCAGGGCAAAGCCGGGAUGAAGCUGCGGGAGUCCGGGGAAGGAGACGAGCUCAACAUCGUGACGGUGGCCUCCGACGACGUGGUGACGCUGGCCACGGAAGCGCUGGCGGCCACGGCAGUCACCCAGCUCACAGUCGUCCCCGUCGCGGCUCCGGUCACAGCGGAUGAGACGGAAGCCCUGAAGGCCGAGAUCACCAAGGCUGUGAAGCAGGUGCAGGAGGCAGACCCCAACACCCAGAUCCUCUACGCCUGCGACUCCUGCGGGGAGAAGUUCCUGGACGCCCACAGCCUGGCGCAGCACGUCCGCAUGCACACGGCCCAAGCCCUGGUCAUGUUCCAGGCCGACACGGACUUUUACCAGCAGUACAGCGCUGCCACCACCGCCUGGCAGGCCGAACAGGUCAUCCCGUCAGGGGAGCUGCUCUUCCGGGCCCGGGACGGCACUGAAGCUGCGCCAGCUCUGCCCGAUGCGCCACAGACUGCAGAGUGAGCCGCACGGCUGCCCUCGGCCCCGAGGGGGUCUGGGCCCCGGGGGCUGCGGACCGCGGUGCUAUGGCGGGAGCGAAGGGACCGAAGGCUGUGGCCCCUGGGCCUGGGUGUCCCGUCCCGUCCCCCCCGCACUGCUCCAACAUCACUUAUUAGCCGCUAUUUAAAGGACACACAGCGCUACACCAUACUGAUGUAAAAAAAAUUAUUUCUGUAUUUGAGAGAAUCUACAUCUGUGUUAAUAUUUAGGAGAAAUAAAUGCCAUUAUUUUCUAA
Elgaria multicarinata webbii is the source of this 2841-nucleotide messenger RNA. RefSeq names its product zinc finger and BTB domain containing 17 (gene ZBTB17). The coding region runs from base 129 to 2570 and encodes 813 amino acids. Gene Ontology annotation, molecular function: protein binding. The transcript is spliced from 15 exons. NCBI's taxonomy places the organism in Eukaryota, Metazoa, Chordata, Lepidosauria, Squamata, Anguidae. The record is from RefSeq and is a predicted model, not a curated record.